Molecule: messenger RNA, 783 nt
Organism: Ichthyophthirius multifiliis
Lineage: Eukaryota; Ciliophora; Oligohymenophorea; Hymenostomatida
Exons: 5
Cellular component (GO): membrane
Molecular function (GO): palmitoyl-(protein) hydrolase activity
Source: RefSeq, a predicted model, not a curated record
AUGGUUUUAUUUUAUUAAAUUAUACAUAUAUAGAAAUAGGAAUUAAUCAUUUUAUAAAAUAAAAAAAGGAAUUUAAACUAUGAAGAUGUCUAAAUAAAAACGUUAGAUUAAAUAACUUUAAGAGGGUGGUUAAUUAAAUAAGAAAAUAGCAAUGAAAAACCUACUGUUGUCUUUUUUCAUGAAAAUGCUGGAAAUAUAGGCCAUAGAUUAUAUUAUUUAAAAAAUUAUUUUGAGAAUGUAAAAGUUAAUAUACUUAUUAUAGCAUAUAGAGGAUAUAGUAAUUCAGAUGAGGUUCAAUAAAUUAAUGAAUAAGGUUUAUAAAUAGAUAGUAAAGCUAUCAUUUAAUAUGCUUUUAAAUGCCCAUAAAUUGAUAAAAAUAAAAUAUUUUUGCAUGGAAGAAGUUUAGGAGCAGCUGCUUUAUGUUAUGGUGUUCUAAAUACAAAUAAACAACCAAAAGGAAUAAUUUUAGAAAAUACUUUUACUUCAAUAGAUGAUAUGGUUGAAAUAAUAGCAAAACCAUUGGCCUAAUUUUCUAAAUUUAUACUAAAAAACAAUUGGAAAACAAUUGAUAUCAUAUAAAAUAUAAAAAAUCCAUCCUUAUUUAUAAAAACUAAAAAAGAUGAAAUAAUUCCUAGCAAAUAAAUGGAUUAUUUAUAUGAAAAAUGUGGAAGUGAAAAUAAAAUUUUAUUUGAAAUUUAAGAAGGAUAACAUAAUGAUAGUUGGAAAAUUGAUUAAAAUUUAUACUUUUCUUAAAUAAAAAAAUUUAUAGAAUAAAAUUGUUGA